AGACUUCGAAUUCGUACCUCGCGUGUUCUACAGUGUUCGUUCGAGAGUGAGGUGCGAACCGUGUGGUACGUUCUCGAAUUAACUCGCAUCUAUGAUAAUAGGUGGCGUUGGCGUCUCGGGCAUAUAAAUACAGAGUUGCAGCGGGAAGUCGGUAGUUGUUUACAAAGAAAGUGAACUGUUCAAAUCUGAUAGAGAAUAUUCAAGCAAGUACAUUAAAAAUGUCGAUGAUUCCCUAUUUCUACGACCUCGAAAGACCGUUCCGUAUGAUGGAGAGGGAUUUCUACAGACCCGCGAGUUUCUUUGGCUAUUCUCCAUUCAACCAGAUGAUGUCACGAGACUUCUUCGGUCCAUCGUUCUUGAAGCCAUGGGAAAACAUCAUCAGGCCUAUGGAACAACUCACAUCAUCAAUGAAUCAGCUGGCACUGAACGGAGCGAGCAAAAUAACUUCGGACGACGAGAAAUUUCAAGUGAAUGUCGACGUCCAACAUUUUGCACCGGAGGAAAUAAACGUGAAAGUGGUUGAUGGCCAAGUUCUGAUUGAAGGGAAGCAUGAAGAGAGGCAGGAUGAACAUGGGUUUGUGUCUCGGCAGUUCAUAAGGCGUUAUGCUCUUCCAAAGGGUUGCUUACCUGACACUGUGGAGUCAAAAUUAUCGUCUGAUGGCGUCUUAACAGUUACUGCACCUAAAGUUCUACCCCUCCCUUCUACUGGUGAGAAGAUCGUGCCAAUUACACAAACAGGACCCGUCAAGAAGCAACUUGGAUCACCAGAUCCAAUUAAGGAGGAGUCAUAAACGUGUAAAUAGUGUAAAUAAUAAGUGUUAUUAUUUUUCAUGUAAGACUGAUUUGAAAUCUGUGCUAUAUUCGCCUAUUUUUAAUUGUUUUUAUUUGUUAAUAAACUUAUGAUU
Messenger RNA from Spodoptera litura, 905 nucleotides. RefSeq names its product alpha-crystallin A chain. The record is from RefSeq and is a predicted model, not a curated record. Lineage: Eukaryota; Metazoa; Arthropoda; Insecta; Lepidoptera; Noctuidae. Gene Ontology annotation, cellular component: nucleus; cytoplasm. Gene Ontology annotation, biological process: response to heat; protein refolding.